UUUGUAAUCCAGGAUCUUGUAACUGUAGUCUAACUUGUAAAAAAAAAAAAAAAAAAAAAAAAAAAAAAAAAAAAACGAAGAAAACCCCCUCACUUGCAGCACGUUAUCUCUUGUAACUACUGUACUACUAAAAGUAGUGUUCAAUUCAGGAUUUGCAGUAUCCUGUGCAUUUAGAGGCAUAUGUACAGAAAAGUUUUUUUUUCCUAAUUGUUUUCAUGCUCAAAAUUCAGAACAACUGUAGAAUUGGUAUGAAUUUCCAUUUUUUUUUUUAAUGGAGAGAUAACAAAGCAUGCAUUUCAAAAAAUAGCACAUGAAAUUACUUCAAAAUAUGAGAGAGGGCAUUAAUCUAGGAUUUGCAAGAAAGAAGGAUACUUUUAAUAGUGAAAUAUUAAAAGUUAUGUUUUAAAAACCGCUUGAUUAUUUUAAGUACAGGCUAUGUGGGAGGACAGAGGCAAAUACUCAGUCACCUGCUAUAUCUUUAACUACUAAAAUACAUGGAAAUAAAUCGACAUUCAUAAAGUUGGGAGGACAAUGAUAUUUUUAAUAUCCUGAAGGUUGUUUUAAGUGCCAUACACAGCAAAAGCCAUUUGGUUAGUUCAGAGAAGUUCAUUCUUAGGCUUUCUGAUGUCAUAAGAACAUUAGCAUUCCAUUGUUUUAUUGCAGUAUUCCUUGUAUAAUUGAAGACUAUGUAAAGCCUGUUUGUGGUGUGUUGAGAAAGUGCUGUGGUUUGGGGAUGGUUUUGAAUAAUGACCCAUUUUCUUGUUUAGGGAAGUAACAUGCUUUGUAGCUGGGGUUGGGUCUCUGCUAUUAUUUUUUUCCACCUUUAUCUUUUAACUUUGUGGAUGCUUACUCCUAUUUAUUUUUUAUGAAGUGUAAGUAGACUUCAUUUGUGUGUCCUCUUUUAUAAUUCACCACCUACUUUAAAUAUGGCCAUCAAUCCAAACGUUACAAACAAUGCUGAAAAUGGGCAAUAUGUAUUGUGAUAAUUGGUGAAAUAGGUUAGCAGUGUUUUGAGUCUCAGGUGUGAUAGUUCUGGUAUUUUUAGUGGGUGCUCAAAAAUUCAGGCAUAGGGAGACUCUCUAAGAUUGAUGCAUAGUACAGUGAAUAAAUAAAGAUCUGAAAAUGGUUGCAUCUUCAAUGCUGAUGAGCCAAAGCACAUAUGAGGAAAUACUCUAUAGCUGGCUUGAUUAUAAAAACACUGGUUGAGCUGUGCACCUAAAACUCUCAAUCUUGCAUAGUUUUGCUUAGAUGUUGGAGGAGAGAAUGUCACCAACUUGAUCCAGUUGUCUUUUGGAUAAUCUGCCAUUAGUUGUGGAUUAACUUUUUUUGUAGGAUCUGUACAAAAAUAAAAUCACCACCCUAGAUGGUGGUGAUGUACUUUGCCAAGAGUGAGUUCUGCUUCUUGCUAAGUGCCACUAGCACCAUGCCUGUGUAAAACAAAUUUACCUUAUUAAUUACUCAUGCUUUGUGUUAAUAAUAUCUUGAGACAAACUGGCUGACGUACAUUUUGAGGUAAGAGAAAAACAAUAGUAGUUUCCAAAGGUUGUUUUCCUUCCUCUUUAUUGAGAUUGUAUGUCCUUAUACUUAUCUACAUCCUCUUUUCUUCUUUGAAGCACUCAGUAGACAUAGGCAAAAUGUUUUAAUUCCAAAAACCUUUAAGUCUUAAGAUGUUUUUGCUACUUUGUAGUGACUUGGUGUUUAUAAGAUUCUUUCAUUAUGUAAAUACUGAAAGUAGAGGGCUACUGUUACUCCCUUUGUGUCUAGCAACUCUGUCGCUUGUUUUGUUCCACUGUAAGUGCUAGCCUACCCAAGCAACAAUCUUGUUAGUCAUGCCUGAUUUCUUUAUCAAGGACAAGCUAUCUUCACACUUACUGCCGUACAUAAUUAAAAAAAUCAAUAUGCACCGAACCAGUUCUUGAAAUACCUUGCAUUUCCGUGUGUGUACCAAAUGGAACGUUCCAAAAGUGUCUGAAUUGUGCAUAUUCUUCUUUAAAGAAGAGAUGAGAGAAUGAGUUAAAUGAGAAGUAGUCCAUGAAAGAAGACUUAGGUGUAAGUCUAAUAUGGACCAAGAAAAACAGUGCUAACCAAGAGCACUACAUAUAUUUUUAUUUUGUUCAUGCACCACCAAAUUAAUCUUUAGUGAUAGGUAGUGGAGAUCAAAUUCUGGGGAUCUGCUCUUUUCCUCUGUUAAGUCACGGUUUGAAACUUGAAGUCAGCGCACAAAAUGAGUUUGUUGCUGUGAUGUGGACUUUCACAAAUGCUCUCAUCUAGUUGCAGUUUUUCACAUGCCAAAGCUAAAAUAUGAAUAUUUGAUGCAUUAUGGCCAUACUCUCAGAAGGUUAGUAAAAUCUGGUAAUGGAGUUCAUUCCCUUUCUGUCACAGAAGAAAUCCUGUUCAAGCUCCUGGCUUAAAAAUUGUAUUUCAUCCUCUGUUUUCUCAAAAGGCCUUGUUUUGUAGCAUGACUAGGAAAUUUCAGUUUCAUUUCUAUUAUAACUUUUUAAAAUUUAAAUAGCAGAUCUCAAGGUACUAGCACUUAGAACAGUUCUGUUUUCUUUCAACUUAAUUUUCAUUAAACUAAGCAAGACAUGGUCCUGUAAUAUCUUAUAAAACAGGUUCUUUGUUCUGUAGUCAAAAUCCUUUUAAGCUCUUACUUUUGGAAUGUAAAUGACCAGAAAAAAACAAGAUUUUUUGCAGAUAAGAGCUCCUCAAGUCACAGUUUCAUAUAUAUCAUUUGUGGUGAAACACAAGUUUUGUAUACACUGAUGGUACAUUGCAUUAGAACACUGUUGCAUUUCAUCCUUAGUAGUGUGACUCAGCUCUGUUCCCAGCACUUUCUUGACAGACAUGGCUUUUGCAUGCUAUAGUUCUUGCAUCCAAAAUACUUUUGCUGAGGAAUGUGAUAAAAGGUAUAUAACCAAUUCUCUUCCUGGUGUGAGAUUUUACUUUCUAUAAAACUAUUGCAAGUAAUGAGUAACAUUUUACUUUAAAUGAUUAACUUUCUGUAGUGUCACUAAAAAUGCAAUUUAAGUUCUUUUUGGAUCUCAACUUUCCUGAACUGCUGAAAGCUUAUUUGAAUUCAUGACCUAGUUAUGAUGUGUGUUACUUACUGUGGGCAGAUAUUUUCCUGGUGGGUACAUAUUUGAAGAAGCCUGAGAAAAGAACUGCUUGUAGUUGGAGAAAAUGUCUUGUGCCCAUUAUAGGCUUUCUUUUUCUUUGAGGUGCUAAGUAGUCUGACUCAUUUCUAGGUCCACAGAUCACUCAGUCCACACUAUUACACUGGUUAAAUCUGAGUGAUUGAAGCUCCUAAUUCAUGAUCAGAAUGAUAUCAGUAAGUAGCAUUUGUAGCUCAUCAAAAAACAAGUACAUGCAGCACAUGCGAAACUGAAGCUGUUGAAUGUUUCCUCAUGAUUUCUUGCCAAAGCUGGAAACUGCUAAUGGUAACAACGUAGACAUUGUCCUAGAUUUGGCUUUAAAGAAAAACAUAGCGUAUGUGUACUUUUUUUUUCUGAUUUAAGGGAAAAAAAUAAGAACCAAAAAGCACUCAACACUUUAAUUUUACUUCUUAUGUAAAUAAUGAUAGUAUAUAUGUGUUCCAUAUUUGUAUUAACAGUGCAAUAUGAUCUUCAGUUUACUUGGUCAGCUGUGCUGGUUUCUCAUUGCUUUUUCUUUCUGUGGUUAAAAGCUGAUGCUGUUCUUCCAAAUGGGAUCAACUUAAUUCUGGUACAAGUUUAGCUGCCUAUUUCUGUCUGUCCUUUAUAGAUAGAUCAAUGCAUGGAAGCAUAACAUUUCAGUGAGAGGAGGUUUUGCAACAUUCCUAAAUUAGGGCUACAUCAGUGUCCAUAGGCUUGUGAUAUAAAUCUGCUCAUCUUCUGCUGUGGUUUCCAUUUAACUGAAUUGCUAACAUCAAUAAUGAAAUUGAUUUUUAACAUUGAUUCAAUUAUGGUUUCAGAAGAUAAGGAAUGAGUUAGAAGAGAUCAAGAUCGGUGGGGACAAGAAUUGUAUUACAAAAGAAUUAGUGACAUUGACACUUUAGCAAGUGGACAAAGGCAUGUUUUAUAAGAAAUACCUUAUUGAAAAAUAGCAUAACAGUGAAAAAAACAAAAUAUCAGGAUGUUUGGACAUGAACCGUUUGGUACUGUCUUUUAACUUUUUCUCGCUACAAUCUCAGUUUAUGCUAAUGUGCUCUCAGUUUUAUUCCAGUAUUGGAAAGGAAGGUUCAUACAGUUUUGUAGGUUCAAAGUAAUCUUGAAUUUUCAGUUUUCUGGUUUCAAACUGGUCUUGGAAGGUCAAUUAAAGUGUGAUGGGUAAGUUUAUUCUCUGCUGUAUUUUACUGGUGGGAAUUGCUGGAAAAAUAGUACCUUCAGUUUACUGGAUAAAAGUUAGAUGUGUUUGAUUAUUCAAUUAAAGAUAGCACGUGCUAUCUGGCAAGACCCAAAUCCAGCUGUCUUCAAAACCGUUCUCUUUCCUGAGUAACAGAAUUUUAACUAUCUUAUUUAUUUUCUGAUAAGCACUAGAUACUCUCCAAACAAUUAUUCUAGAAUUUCACUACAGACUGCCUCUUCAUCAUCUUCUUCAGUCUACCUAUCUGCUCUCAUUCCGUACACCAGAAUCCAUUUCUGUUUCUUCUGGGUGUUUUGUGUUUUCUAAGAUGUGGAAGAUUAAGCAAAGCAGUGCUGCUUCUCUCUGCAACUUUACAGCAGAUUCCUGUGGAAGUGCUGGAUGCUGUUUCAGGAAUCUUCCUCUCUUCACAUCUUGACCAUUCAUGAUGUGGAGUAAGUGUACCACUGAAAAUGAAGUUAUUCCACUGAGGUGAGUGUAGCUAUGCUGGAGCACAGCAGAGGUCUUCUGUGGUAUCUAAGUCCUUAUAUGGAAUAUAUUUAUCUGUUCUGGGUGAUGGAAACACUUCAAAUCCACUAAAUAUUAGAAAAAUAUAGUUUUCUAACAUGUUAAAUCUCAAUACUGCAAAGCUGUUGUCCAUUACAGCAGUGUCUUUAAACCUUGCCUAUAUGGCUGUAGCAGCGUUAAUUCCUGGAGGUUUAUAGUACACCAAGUUGUGGUAAAAAGGUAGAAAAGAGUUGGCAGAAGCCCUUACCUACUUUGUGUUUUUUCUAUAACCUGAAUAUAAACCUGUGUGAUCAGUAUUUAGCACAUCUUUCUUCGUAUGAUUGAAAUCAUUCCUAUGUUGAAAUUCAUGAGCCUAUUCAUUGGAAAGAUGGUAGUCUUACAAAAUGGCUUUGUGUAUAAAUUAGAGACUUUAAAGGUAUGUAUAAAUAGAUUUCAUAGCACAUGCUUUUUAAUAUCCAAACAGACGAAAUGAAAUGAAAAGAUGUCUGUGCUGGCCAGUAUAGGGAACAUGAACCGUCUUUGGCUGAGUGGCUGUCAUUGGUGUGAUCUUACCGAAAGCGCUCUACUAAAAAAACCCUUCCUAAUCAAUCCUGUGGACAGGAAGCGUUGUUUAUGGAUAGGAAUAGCUCUCGUCCCGGGUCCGUGUUACUUUGCUUUCGCGUGGGCUGCGGCCCGGGGGCUCCCGGUGUCGCUACCCUCCCUGGCGCUUCCAGCGGUGCUUCUCCCCCCGGGAGCGGGGCGGGAGGGCCCGGCCCGGCGGGGCGGGGCGGGAGGCCCGGGCCUCACCUGGAGGCGGCAUGGCCGCACCGGGCCGGGGCGGCGCCGGGGGCAGAGUCCAGCGCAAGCACCCGGCGGCCGGAGCCCGCUGCAGGAACGGAAGAUGCCCCUGGGGCUGGGGACCAGGAAGAAGGGCAAGUCCAAGGAGACCUCCAAGCUGGUGGACAGCGAGGCUGCGGCCCCACCGCCCGCGGCGGAGGCUCCGGCCCCGGCGGCGAGCGCCUCGCGGCUGCAGUUCCACACGCAGCUGGCGCACGGCAGCCCCACGGGCCGCGUGGAGGGCUUCAGCAGCGCCCGCGAGCUGUACGCCAAGAUCGCCGAGGUGUUCGGCAUCGCCCCUACCGAGAUCAUGUUUUGUACUUUGAACACUCAUAAAGUUGAUAUGGACAAGCUGUUAGGUGCACAGAUUGGCCUUGAAGAUUUUAUAUUUGCCCACGUUAAAGGACAACGAAAAGAAGUGGAAGUUCUUAAAUCUGAUGAUUUGCUUGGGCUUACUGUUACAGACAAUGGAGCUGGCUGUCCCUUUAUAAAGCGAAUCAGAGAAGGGAGCCUUAUGGACCAAACCAAAAUGAUCUGCGUUGGCGAUCACAUAGAGUCUAUAAAUGGAAAAGAUGUGUCAGAUCUUCGGCAUUAUGAAGUUGCCAAAAUGCUAAAAGAUCUGGAGAAAGGUCGGGUGUUUAAGCUGAAGCUGAUAGAGCCUAUGAAGUCAUUUGAAAAGGUGGCAGCAAGGUCCAAAGGUGGGACUCUGACAGAGGCUAAAAUCUCUAGAGGGAGAGAAACACUUCGACUGAGAAAUAAAGGCCCUGCCACUGUGGAGGAAAUGCUGUCUGAAGUUGAAGAAAAAGCAGUAAAAAAAGUGGAUGAACUUCUUGAAACAUACAUGGGGAUAAGAGAUAUUGAAUUAGCUGCAACAAUGGUGGAAGCAGGAAGAGACAAGAAAAACCCAGAUGAAUUUGCAGUGGCAUUGGAUGAAACUCUUGGAGACUUUGCAUUUCCAGAUGAGUUUGUCUUUGAUGUAUGGGGAGCAAUAGGAGAUGCUAAGCAAGGACGACUGGAAUGAGAAUUGUGAAGUUUAUCAUUCUCAAUUCAAAAAUAUAAGGUGACUUUGAAAUAUGUAUGUCAGAAUACUAAUAUUUUUAUUGAUAUAAAUCUGGGGUGCUCUAUAAAAGUAUUCUUAUCAGAAACUUUAUUUUACAAAGGGAAGUUUCUAAGAAAUAAAGAUAAACUCAAAGGUCUAACAACUGCACAGGUAGAAUGAAUAUUUAAUUCAAAUGUGGAAAUCACUGAGAGGAGAAGGGUCAAGUAGAUGUAUUUAUACAUGCAUUUUAUGUGCUUUGGUAUCUAUUUUGAGAAGUAAUAGAUAUAUGCAAAAUUUUUUGGAUUAUCUUUUUUUUUUUUUUUAAAGAAAGAUUUAUAAACUUGAUUUUUAAAAAAUAAUCAACACAUUGCAGUUCUCUGAUCUGCUGGUUCUUAAGUAUUCAAGUAGGCCAAGAGCUGUACUGUUUGUCCUGGAUGUAGACUUUUCAGUAGACAAAGAUGAGAAGAAGCCACCCUGCCUCUGGAGAACCCAUGUUCAGGAAAAAGUAAAUUCCUCUGGGGAAAAAAAAAAACCAACAAAAAACCAAUAACUAUGACUUUAAAAUGAACUUGCUCUCAUUUUUGGUCAUAACACACACUGCCUAGUAGGUAUUUCUGAAAUGAUUUAGUAGAAAUGCCUAGAGCAGGAAUCUGUUGCUUUAUUCAGAUGCCAUAUUAUCACAAUUGCUACUGCAUAAUAAGAAACAAAUGUUAAUUUUGAUUAAUAUUCACAUAUUUAGAUAAUAUCUGUGAUCUGGCAGAGGAGUCUGUAAUACUUGACUAAAUGCUUCACCUAUCUUUGCAUGUAAUAAACACCUUGCUGAAAUCCUGUGAAGUUCCCCCUUUAUCUUGUCUGUUGUUUUUUUCAGAAUGGCAAUGUAGAGAUAUUUAAGAAGGUGCUCAGAAUCAGCAGAUGUAGUAGUAUGAUCACAACUGCAGUUUGGAUGAAAAUGAAUGUCUAAAACUUCAAUUAAUAUCAUUUUAUACUUCAGGAUUUCAAAUUAUACUGUACAUAGAUGUUUAUUUUUAACUGAUAAUGUUUUACUAAUAAAUCUUGGAUUGUUAAAAAAUUAA
Molecule: messenger RNA, 7773 nt
Organism: Phasianus colchicus (ring-necked pheasant)
Lineage: Eukaryota; Metazoa; Chordata; Aves; Galliformes; Phasianidae
Gene: GIPC2
Product: GIPC PDZ domain containing family member 2
Molecular function (GO): protein binding
Source: RefSeq, a predicted model, not a curated record